Molecule: messenger RNA, 833 nt
Organism: Rotaria sp. Silwood1
Lineage: Eukaryota; Metazoa; Rotifera; Eurotatoria; Philodinida; Philodinidae
Source: the annotation of a GenBank genome assembly
AUGGAAACCAGUUCUGAUCCAACCUAUUUAUUACCAGAUUAUUCAAAAUUAUCGGAUAAUCAAUUUACACAAACAUUAUUAACAUCAACAUCAACUAUUAUAAAUCAAGAUAAUCUUAUUGAAGUAUUGAAUCAGAAAGACAUAUUCAUAUUUAUUCGUCAACUUACACAAUUACUCAAUCGAUUAAAUUAUUCUAAAUUACAACAUGAACAAUGGUCAUACUAUUAUAAUCUUGGCAUGACCGAAGGUAUUUGGAACGGUCGAGUAUCUAAAAAAAUGGCUGAUGCAAAUUCAAUGUGUUAUACUUAUGGUCGAUCCAAACAUUUAAUUAAACAACGUCUUGAUAAACAUAAACUACAAUAUGAAAAAGCUCAACAGGCUCUUGAUGAGCAUAUGAAAAAUACACCAUCCAAUAUCGGUAUGGACAAUAUUAUUAAUAUGAUCCAUAAUUUAAUUGAAAAAGAUCAAUAUCAAUUACGACUUGAACUUGAAAGACGAAAAACAAUGCUUCGACUCGAUGCUGAAGAACAUCGACUUAUUGAAACCUUUUAUGAACUAAAGCCAAGACAAACGGAAAUAAAAUCAGCAAAGAUUAUAUGGAAAGCUAUACAUGAACAACAAAACAUAAUCGAUGAAAUUGCUAUAUUUAAGAAAUGGCUUGAACUUCACACACAAGCAUCAUCAUAUACACUUCAAGAUGUUCAACUACCAAAAAUAAACCAUAUCUUCGUAUCAUUAUCCUUUCAAGGUCCAACAUCAUCUGCCGAACAUAUCGCUGAACAAACCAUAGCUAAAGCCGAACAAAUGGUACAACAUUACAACAAAAUAAUCAA